This is a messenger RNA of Adineta steineri, 306 nucleotides long. The record is from the annotation of a GenBank genome assembly. NCBI's taxonomy places the organism in Eukaryota, Metazoa, Rotifera, Eurotatoria, Adinetida, Adinetidae.
AUGUCACAAAAACAAACUCAAUUUAUGAUACUUCCAAACGAAAUUAUAUGCAAUAUAUUCGAUUUCUUAAAAACUUCUGAUAUUCUUCGAGCGUUUGCUCAACUUAAUUAUCGAUAUGAUGAUCUUAUUCGAUUUCAUAUAAAACGAAUUGAUCUUACUGAUGAUUGGGAAGGUGAUCUACAAGACUUUAAAUGGAUCUGUUGCUCGAUUCAAACACUCAAAGUUAAUCAAUACUACGUUCACUGGUUACAUGAUCUAGAUCAUAAGAAAAAUUUAUCUCAACGCCACCAAAAAUCGUCAUUUUAG